Molecule: messenger RNA, 4081 nt
Organism: Ruditapes philippinarum (Manila clam)
Lineage: Eukaryota; Metazoa; Mollusca; Bivalvia; Venerida; Veneridae
Product: paxillin-like
Exons: 9
Coding region: 155-1564 (469 amino acids)
Source: RefSeq, a predicted model, not a curated record
CCCUCAUUACCAACCACCCUCUCCAAGCCAGCAUCAUCAACCACCCGGUCAUUCAUACCCACCACCUCCAGGGCAGUCGUACCAACAAAAUCAACCAGGUUCAUACCCACCACCUCCAGGGCAGUUGUACCAACAAAAUCAGCCAGGACAAGGGAUGUCUGCCAUCAGCAACAAUCUGUCAGAGCUAGAUCAGCUCCUGUCAGAUCUCAACUCGGCUCAGUUUAUGGCGGAGGUGGACAAGAAAAACCCACCAAGCUCAGGUAAGAUGCCUCCUCCAGUAGCUCCUAAGCCUGGUAGAGGAGGUCAGAGUGGUGGAGGAGGGACAUCUGUCGACAGCCUGUUAGAUCAACUAGAAAGCUCUGUACCACAGACACCUAACACUAGACAAGGAGGAUACCCUAGGCAGGUUGAAGUGAACAAUUACCACUAUGAGACGAGGGAACAGAACCCACCACAGACAUAUAACUAUGCUCAUGAACAAGAACACAUACAGGCGUAUAAUUACGCUGAACCUAAACAAGCUGUACAGACAAGUAGUGCUGCCACACAAGAACUAGAUGAUUUAAUGUCUACACUCUCAGAUUUUAAAAUGAAGGACAAUGCACCGGGACAACAGCAGCAGGCCACAGUAAACCCGAUGAGACGGUCUCCGUCACCAGGUAGCGAACCUUCGUACGCUAAACCGCAGAAAAGUCGUAAUCUCUCCCAGUCUAGCAGUGCUAAUAGUAGUUUACAGAGUAGCAGUAUAACAGGAAAUGUAUCGGGCAGUUCAGCACAAGGUGGUCAGUUAGAGUCUAUGCUGGGAGAUCUUCAGUCAGAUCUUAAUAAACAAGGUGUUAAUACUAAAACUAAGGGCUUGUGUGCUGCUUGUAACCAGCCAGUUGUGGGACAGGUGAUCACAGCAUUAGGUAAAAUCUGGCAUAUUGAGCAUUUUAACUGUGCUCAAUGUCAUGAGACGCUUGGAACAAAGAAUUUCUAUGAGAGGGAUGGUAUGGCAUACUGUGAGAGGGAUUAUCAUUCUUUGUUUGCCCCACGAUGUGCUUACUGUAAUGGACCCAUUGUAGAUAAAUGUGUGACAGCAUUGAACAAUACGUGGCAUCCUGAACAUUUCUUCUGUGCCCAAUGUGGCCGGCCAUUUGGAGAUGAGGGAUUUCAUGAAAAAGAUGGUAAAGCUUACUGCAGAGCUGAUUUCUUUGAGAUGUUUGCCCCUAAGUGUGGAGGGUGUGGCCGUGCUAUUGUAGAUAACUACAUCUCUGCCCUCAACAGACACUGGCAUCCAGAAUGCUUCGCUUGUUGGGAAUGUCAUGAGCCAUUUGGUGGUAGCAGUUUCUUCGACUACGAAGGUUUGCCUUACUGCGAGACACAUUACCAUUUGAAGCGUGGUUCCCUGUGCGCCGGCUGCCAGAAACCGAUCGCCGGACGAUGUAUCACGGCCAUGUAUAAAAAGUUCCAUCCGGAGCAUUUUGUGUGCGCGUUCUGUUUGAAGCAGUUGAAUAAAGGAACAUUUAAAGAACAGAAUGAUCGGCCGUAUUGUCAUCCUUGUUUUGUUAAAUUGUUCGGGUAAACAAAAUAUUUUGUAGUUCAAACAACACUUUUUCAUCUUUGAACCAUCUUUAUCAUGUUCACAUAUCUACAGUAAAUCUCGCUUAUAACAUUAUUCAGGGGAUGGCCAAAUUGAUUUCGUUACCGGUUAUAUCCGAAUAUCGUUGUAUCCAAGUGGCAACCAAUUUGAAAACAAAGAGUCGGGACCCUGGCAACCAGUCAUAGUUAUAAGCAGUAUCUCGUUCAAAGUGAUUUCAUUAUAAGCGAAGUUUACUGUAAUAAUAUUGUAGAAUAUAAUCAUCAAGGUUUCGGGGUUUUUUUUAUGUCUGACAACAGUUUCAUGAAGUCACCUGAUGCCUGUAUAUAGUCAAAAAUAUUAUAUUUCACACAUACUGGCAACAUCAUUUGCACACAAAAGAAAAUUCUUGGAUAAUAUUUGUCUGGACUGAUUCUUACUGUUAAGUGAAUAAUAGAGAAAAUAUGUAGUUCAUAUCAGAACUAAAAGUUCUGAUGAAAUCUCUCUGCCAAAAUGAUCAAAAUAUUUAAAUUUCUAGAAAGAAAAAAAAGUUGUAUGUUAUACUUUGAUGUUAUAUACCUCACAAACAGUUUAUUGUGAAACAGACAUAGAAUGUUGAUGUAAGAUGUGAGAUAAAUAUGAUUUAAUGGUGUAAAAAAAUGGAAAGGUAUUAAAUUUAUUUUUGAUCCAUUUCAUAUUGAGAUUUUUAUGUAAUGCAUUGAUAAUUUAGCAGUUGAUAAUUGGAUAAAGCAUGUUCUGUUGAAAGGAUACAUUCAUGAGAUAGAGAAACAUUGGUUUAUGUUUUUCUAUGAAAUUGCCAACUUGAAUAUAGAGGAUAUUGAAUAAGUGCAGGGUUAAUACUAAAUUUAUUGAACAAGUUUUAAUAAAAUCAUUAUGCAGGCAUCUGGCGAGCAUUAUAAAGGUUUAUUCAACGAGUUCAAUAAAUUUAGUAUUGAAUCUACACAAAUAUAAUGUUCUGUUUAUCACAUAUUUAAGAUAAGAACGAUUUACAGUUAAAAAGAGUCUCAAAGAGUUUUUUUAAAUUGACGCUCCUGUAGUGUAACACUAACAUUAGUGCACUAUUGCACUAUGUUUGUAUACAACGCAAGUGACAUCACAUCAAAUUGACAUAACCAUACAUCAAUUUAAGGCAAACUUUAAAAAUAUUUACUGAAUGAAUAGUGCAGACUAGUACCCAACAGCACAGUUGUAUCAAGGUCUGCACUGGUUACAUGAGUUUAUUCAGUUGCCACUAACAUGGCUAUGGGUUAACAUGAUGCUAAUUCGUUCCUUGAUUUCAUAGAGUAACAACUCUCUUGACUUAAACCCUUGUCUUGCUAAAUUUUCAUAAUGGACUUUCCCUAUUUUAAAAUUGGAAUAGUUCAUUGCCAAUUUAAGGGAUUUCAAAAUACUAGCAUGAAACAGCCAAUAGUGUAGAGUCUGGUCAGUUUUUCAGAAUGACCUGGUGCAAUAUUGAUAACAUAGGUUAUAUAUUGUUACCAUGAGUAUUAAAGGGAGGUAACUAUGUGGCACAAUAAAGAAGGUUCAAGUGACUGCUGUGGUUAAAGAUGAAAUAGUGAUGUUUGUUUUAGAUAGGUUUAACAAAGUGAAUGUGAUUUUUUUUAUGUAGAUUAAGUUAGGAAUUGUUAAAUUUAAUAUUUUACAGGUCUGAUAUAUAAUUAUUUAGAAAAGUUUGUUUUUUCUUUGUAUAUAUUUGGCACAUUUUUUAUGUAUUUUGUAUGUAAUUAUAUAACUUUACCUAUUAAAUUUUUUAUGAGAAUAUUUUUGUAUGUAGAUUAUUAGGCAAUUAUGAAGUAGCCAUUUUAUGCUGGUUUAUAAAUGAAGUUUGCUAUGUUAAUUGAAAUAUUUGAUUCACCAUGAAAUAAAAAAGGAAAUAUUUUUUUUUAUUUCCUACCUUUUGGAAGGGAGACUAAUCAUGCUAAAAGCAAUUAUUUACUGCAAAAGAGUUGUUUCCCUUUCAUUAUUUCCCUAGAGUUUGCUAGUAGUCUUGUUGUUUGGUUACAGAUGAAUACCCUUUAAAGUUGAAAAUGUUUGAUUUCUAGGAUUUGUAACAUUUGAGCCGUGUCACAACAAAACCAACAUAGUGGGUUUGCGACCAAUAUGGAUCCAGACCAACUCUUUAACAAGUAGUGAAACUGAUAGCGAACAGCAUGGAUCCUGAUCAGACUGCGCGGAUGCGCAGGCUGGUCUGGAUCCAUGCUGGUCGCAAACGCACUAUGUUGGUUUUGUCAUGACGCGGCUCAAUUUUAACAAUUUAAAUGUAAUCAAUAUCAGUUAAAUUCUAGGCUUAAGUUUUCUUUUUUAAGGACAGUGCUAAAAAGUUUUGUAUUAUGCACAAAAUAUCACAUAAAUUGAGAAUAUUUAUGCAUUUCUUACACUUCAGAUGAGUUUUUUUUGUAAGCUCUUCUACUCAAAUGAGAGAGUGUGGCUUUUGCUUUGUCAUUUUCAUUUCUUUUUUCUUGCCCCUUUUUAUUAUUCAUCCUAUAUGCAAUUGUUGUUGUA